GGCGGGGCCGGAGAGCCGCUCGAGACGGAGGGGAAGAUGGCGUCUACGGCGGCCGGGAAGCAGCGGAUCCCUAAAGUGGCGAAGGUGGGGCGCGGGAUGCGGCCUGGGCCUCCGUGGGCCUCGCGAGGCCUUUGCUUCCCGAGCAAAGCUGAAUGGCGGGGAGGAGGAAGCAGGCGGGAAGGCGGCGGCGGGUGAAAGCCGAGAGAGAUGGCAGGGAGCGAAGAGGGGGAGGCGGGAGCCGGAGGAGGAAGGCGGGGUGCAAAGAAACGCGUUACUUAUUUAUUUAGAGCAUUUGUACCCCGCUCGUCAGCCCAAAAGGCUUCCAUGACAUCGAAACAAGACAUUCCCAACCCGCAGGCUUACAUUCUAAUGAACAAACAAACAGGCAAAUUAAUAAAAAUGCAACGCACGAGGAACAAGGAGGGAGGUGGGAAAUAAAACUCUAAAAAAGGCACCAAUUUCUAGACAGUUAACUGUAUCUAUAAUGGGUCCCGCUGGUUGGCCUCCCGUGGAUGCUUUGCUUGAGAUUCCUGCAUUGCAGGGGGCUGGAUUAGGUGACCCUCCGGGAACCUUACAGCUCUGUAGUUGUAUGAUAGUACAGUAGUAGUAGUAAUUAAGAUGCUUAGGAAGGCAGGUGCAACCUGAUGCAGAAGAAGAUGGGGCAUUUCAUGAACCCGGGACCCCCUACAGGAAAUACCGGAGUAGACAUGCAAUGUUUCCACAGUACAGACCUAGUGCAUUGAAGUAAGAGGAGAGGAUGUGGUCAAAGUUCCCCCAAGUAUAAGGCAGUGAUAAUUAAGAACUAAGCCUGGGAGCUGUAACCCCCACCCCCAGAUUCCCUCAUGAAACUGAUCUGCAUCAUGACAUCAGUCUGGUCAGAGGGAGGAUCAUGGGGGGAAACAAAACCCAGAUGAUGAUGACCACCAGCAGAACACUGCUACUGAUGCCGCCAGUGAAUUUCGUGCCCCUUAAUUUCACUCUUCUGGAAGGCAGUCAAAAUGCCCAACCCUCAUUUUUGGCACUUGCAAAAUGGGACAGCAAAAUAGGAGGGAUACCUCCUAUUGGCUCAGCCACACAAAUACAACCUUUUCCCAUGGAGUUCCAUGCUUAUUCAGAAGUAAAUCAACACUACUAGGUUUGACCAUACUGAAACCUUAAAUGAGGGUUUUUGUUUUGUUUUGUUGAUUAAAUGUAUAUGGCACCCUUCAUCCAAGCAUCACAGGAUGGCUUACAGUAUAAAAGCACAAAAAUACAUUUGGACUGGGGCUUGCUUUUGAGGACCAGGCUUAAAUUCCAUGCACAUUUGGUUAUACGUAGUGGGAUUUGGUUCUGAGUCGAUGCGGGCUAUAAAGUAGUUUUGUUUACUUUUUUAGAGAAGAAGAAAAUUUAGCAGGUACAGUUUGUUGUGCAGAAAGUGAGAAAAGCUGCACUUGCUGAAAUUUCUUUUCCUUCACAACUGUUAAAACGAAUGGGAGUCAUUUGUAUCUUGCCACCCUCCCUGAAAGGGAAGUUGAAAUAAAGUAUAGCCACCUCCCUUUUGUUAAGCAAAUUUUGGAUGACCCAACCAUUUGCUGUCUUGAGCAGCACAAAACAAGUUGACCAAAAAGGAUUUUAUUGUGACCACAGUAAAACUAUAGAUUGACAUUAUCUUUUAUUGUUGAAUUCAGAGGCAACACCUGCCCUAUCUGGCAACAUUGUGUCAAACUGCAUGCAAUCAGCCACCAUCUAAAUGGCAGGCAUUGGUAGAGGGCAUGCUGAUUAAUUCUACCUUUCCUAAUGAUCAUCAUGAUUCAUGCAAAAUGUACAGUUAUCUAUUAGGAUACUUUUUUUUAAUGAGAAAUUGCUCCUGACAGCAAAAACAAUGUCUGUAAAAGCUCACUGUGUAAUUCCCAAAUUACAAAUAACUAAAAAUGCUAUAAAUAGAGUACAUCUUGGAAUCAAAAAGUGUUCUGAUAAGAAUGGAACAACCAAAACUUCAAACAAAAUAGAAUCAUUUAGAUUGUGUGAGUGUAAAGAAAGGGUUAAUUCCUCUUCUGGUGAAUGACUUAAUUUUUUAUUUUUGAAAGGCAAAUUGACCUGAAAGAUUGCAUUUUGUCAUGGCCAACAUUUCUAUCAUAGCAUCACAUACACUGCAUGAGCAAACUUUAUUGAUUUUUUUAAAAAUGACUUUGCACAUAUAUUUCUGUUUCACAAGAAACCCUCUAGGUAACUUUUAAGAAUAAAAUAAAAUAUUAAGAAUAUCUGUUGCAGUGUUGUGCUGAAUUACAGAAGGUUUCUGGUACUUUUACAUUAUAUAUGUAUAUAUAGAGAGAGUGAACACUUGUGGAAUUACAUUUGUUACCGCCAUGCAUAGAAUGCUAAAAUAUGUCAUCGCAAGAAAUUGUUUGUCCCCCAGGUGAAAAACAAAGCCCCAGCAGAGGUACAAAUCACAGCAGAGCAACUUUUAAGAGAAGCUAAAGAAAGAGAGCUUGAGCUUCUUCCCCCACCUCCUCAACAGAAGAUCACAGAUGAAGAGGAGCUAAAUGAUUAUAAACUUCGAAAAAGAAAGGCAAGUAAACAUCAUGCUUAUCGAAUGCUAAAUAUUUGGUUUUAUUUAUUUGAACUUGUAUCCCAGAAUCUCUUGACGUGUAAUAACUUGUUGAAACAUACUGUAACCUUAAAAAACCCUUUCCCUCAGUGGCUUAAGUCUGGCUGCCUGAUGCUAACCAUACAAUACAUUGCUUCCUAAAAGGUUUCAUUCUAGGGACGCUCCAGAGGAAGGAGUUCUAUACAUGUGGAAGAGCUACUCCAGACUUUCACUAGCUAUUAAGAACACAUCUUCAUAUGCAGUUGUCACUUGCUGGGUUUUUUGGGGAACAUGAUGAUAUAUAAGAAAAGUAGUGUUCUCUAAGAUAGCUGCUUCUGAGAAGUGCUAUCAGUGGAUCGAUUGAUAAAAUUAUCCUUUAAUAGUGGCAUUUCAGUAUUUGUCAUUAUUCUUUCAACAACAUAUAUCAUUCAACACCUUAGUCUCAAAGCAGUGUACAGUAAAGUUAAAAAGAUAAAAUGGUAAAGCCAUAAAAAAUUAAAUGCCUGCUGAAAUAAAGGUGCCAAAAGUUUGACAGGGAGGGGGCCUGUCUGAUCUCAGCUGGGAAGAAAUUCUACAGAGUUGGGCCCACAAUACUGAAUACAUAGUUGUUCAUCUGAGCCAUGGGACCCCACUAUCACAAACUCUCCUGAAGACCUCAGUGAUCAAGGCAGGGUUAUAAGGAAUCAGGCAGUCCUUAAGGUAUGCUGGACCUAAAUCACAUGACUGAAUACUUCUCCAUGAUUAAAAAAAAACAAACCAGAACUCAGACAGUCAAAUUCCUUACCAAUCUCCUUUUGGUUACACAAUACAGUUACACACUCUACUUUUCUCCCUAGACCUUUGAAGAUAAUAUAAGAAAAAACCGGACAGUUAUCAGUAACUGGAUCAAGUACGCACAAUGGGAGGAAAGCCUCAAGGAAGUACAAAGGUACUUUGUUAAGAGUUGCAUUUCAAGCACCAACUGCAUGAAUAACUUACAGUGCCCAGCUCUCUAUAAUAUAAAUCACACAUGUAUUAAUUUCAACAAUGUUUUGCUCUCAGGGCUCGUUCCAUCUACGAACGUGCUCUAGAUGUAGACUACCGAAAUGUCACCCUUUGGCUGAAGUAUGCCGAGAUGGAAAUGAAGAACCGCCAAGUUAAUCAUGCCCGAAACAUCUGGGAUCGUGCUAUUACUACUCUACCAAGAGUCAACCAGUUCUGGUAAGCGAAGUAUGGCUUGCUGCUUGGCAGACAAAUCAGUAAACCAGAGUAUAUCUUCCUCUCUAAAUGGGUGACAAAGCAUCCAUUUCUGAUCAUCUGAAAAGUAUUUGAUAAAAAUAAAUAAAUACUGUAUUGGAAAGUGUAUUUAUUGUAUUCUAUAGAUUGUAGUUUUCUGAAAAAAAGAGAUGUCACUGCAUCUUGCAUAGUUAUUGGUGAACUAUUUGCUUACCCUGGGCGAUGACCAGGAUCCAGAAUAGGAAUCUGUACUUGGGUGUGCUAGAUACCAAAUGUGCAAGCACUCUGUAUUCAAGAACCACAUGUGAUUUUAAAAAAAGAUAUUAACUAGCACAUAGACUUAUGUGUGGAGAGUGAUUAGCCUGGGUUAAGCUUCUUACGUUGCUUUUAUUUGGAAAGGUACAAAUAUACGUACAUGGAAGAGAUGCUGGGAAAUGUUGCUGGAGCCCGCCAGGUCUUUGAGCGCUGGAUGGAAUGGCAGCCGGAAGAACAAUCCUGGCAUUCUUACAUUAACUUUGAGCUGAGGUACAAGGAGGUGGACAGAGCACGCUCUAUAUAUGAGAGAUAUAUCCUUUUGAGGCUGCUUCUAUUUCAGCCUAAGGUUUUACUUUUCUGUUGUUGCUUUGUUCACAUUUUGUCUUUAGGAUCUUUCCAACCUGGUUAUCUGCGGAAUGUAGAAAUUCUAGGAAUUUGGAAGUUGAAGGAGAAGGCUACUAACUUACCUGUCUUCCUGACAGCUAAUUUCCUAUGUUGAGGAAUAUUGUUUUUACUUUGAAGGAGCCUUCAGUCAUGUGAUUAUUCUCUUGCCAUCUGAAUCCUCAGAGGCCAGGUACAAGUGUAUCACUUCAGAGACAAUUAGGCCCUGUGUGUCACCUUUUCAUCUGCUGCUGAAACUUAGCAGCAAAAGACGCCAUUCCAAAAGCAUGAUCCUAUGCAGACAUAGGUGCACCUUGGCUCCCUGUUGGAUGAGACUACAUGUUGUGCAUUCAGUUAUGCUCAGUGACCGCAAUGCUUUCACUAAUUCUGCCUGGUAUGAAUUAGGCUUUGAAGAAACCAGUUUUUAUCUUGAAUGUUGUUGGGUUGAGAGUAACAUAACAGGAGACAUGCUUAAACAUGUGAAAAGCAUGCAACAUUGGAAGGAAGGGAUUUGCUUUCACAUCAGGACCCACAUGAACAAAGGUUUAUUGGAGGUUAUAUAGGAUAAAGGUGCCCCUAAAGUGCUGCCAGCUUGAUUGAGAUUUAAAAACAACAACAAAUUAUUUGAGUCUUGCUGCAUUUACCAGUUUCCCAAAAUCUUAGAUCUGUAUCCUAAAUCAUUCUGUUUCCCCAUGAAAUAUAAAACUUCGCCAUCCUUUUGUUAUCCUUGCAUAAUAUAUUUGUGGCAUUUUAUUCUUAAAAGUUAGAAGUUAAAAUGAAAUUCUUCAUACUUUGAAUUCCUUAACAUCUUCCACUUGUCAUUGUGCAUCCCGAUGUUAAGAACUGGAUCAAGUAUGCCCGUUUUGAAGAAAAACAUAGUUAUUUUGCCCAUGCAAGGAAAGUAUUUGAGAGAGCAGUGGAAUUCUUUGGGGAAGAACAUAUGAAUGAGCAUCUGUAUGUAGCUUUUGCCAAAUUUGAAGAGAACCAGAAAGAGGUAACAUUUUGCUUAUUAGAAAAUAUAGCUUGCAUUUUGCAAUCAAAAGUAUGUUUUUGACUGAUACUGCAAAACCUUCCUUUCCCAGUCAGUGUUUCCCACCGCCAGAUUCCCAUCCAUCUGUGCUUGUUCUCCAGCUUGCUCUGUAUGGGUUUGUUAGUUGCCUGAGAAGGUGAAGGUGUCUUGCUUUCAGAGUUCCUAUUUAUCAGGUCUGCAUGUGUGUGCUAAAGUCCACCUAUCAAUUGUGGACAUUCUUUAAGAAUUGUAUACCUUAGUGAGCAAGUGAAGCCCAAACACCUUCAUUCAUUUUCUUUCUCAAUAUUUCAAGGCAGUUUGAGGGUUGGGGGAGGAAGUGGGAAUGGGGAAAAAAGUUAAAAUUUUACAUAUUGGGCAUGAUUUAUAGAAUCAUAGAACUGUAGAGUUGGAGGGGGCCCAAGGGUCAUCUAGUCCAACCCCCUGCAAUGCAGGAAUCUCAGCUAAAGCAUCCAUGACAGAUGGCCAUCCAACUUCUGCUUAAAACCUCCAAGGCAGGAGAGUCCACAACCUCCCAAGGGAGUCUGUUCCACUGUCAGAACAGCUCUUACUGUCAGAAAGUUUUCCUGAUGUUUAGUCGGAAUCUCUUUUCUUGUAACUUGAAGCCAUUGGUUCAGCUCCUACCCUGUGGAGCAGGAGAAAGCAAGCUUGCUCCAUUUUCCAUGUGACAGCCCUUGAGAUAUUUGAAGAUGACUUUCAUCUCUCCUCUCAGGCUAAACAUCACCAGCUCCUUCAACUGUUCUACACAAUUUUAAUAUGGAAAUAACAUUAUUUCAGUAGAACAUUACUUCCAAAUAAAUUGCUUAAGUAUUGUGACCUGGGUCUAUUUGUUUCUGUUGUUGUCAGUUUCUAGCAACUAGACCACAGUGCAACAUAGAACUUAUAUUGGACUUCUUGGUUUUAUAAGAAAAUGUUAGCUUAUAUAUAUUUGAGUAAAAUGAGAACCUUGUUAUAUGCUCAAGCUGAUAGUUGUAUCUCUUGCCUUGUAGAACUUUACUCUGAGAAAUGGCUGAGGAUUUGAGUUGUGAGUCAGUGCACAUGGAGUCAGAUUGUUGGUUCAUCUAGUCCUGUACUGUUUAUUCUUCAGGGUCUCAGUCAGGGUUCUUUCCCAAGAUCAUCUGCCUAUCCUUUAACUGAAAAGCUUGUGCCAGAGAGUGGUACUACGCAUUCAUGUAGAGCAUAUUUCUCCGUGCUUUCUAAGCUGUUGCUUUUUCCAGUUUGAAAGGGUGAGAGUAAUCUAUAAAUACGCCCUGGACAGAAUCCCAAAGCAUGAAGCUCAAGAGCUCUUCAAAAAUUACACCAUUUUUGAGAAGAAGUUUGGGGACCGACGAGGAAUCGAGGAUAUUAUAGUUAGCAAGAGAAGAUUCCAAUAUGAAGAAGAAGUGAAAGUGAGUGCAGCAACUGCUGGGGGCAAAUGGAAGCAUAAACUUUUAUGACAGUUCCCUGAACUGCCAUCUCCAGAAUACUACUAAGAACUUGUAUUUCUGAAGUUCUCUAUUCUCUCUUAAAGGCUAAUCCACAUAAUUAUGAUGCAUGGUUUGAUUACCUGAGGCUUGUGGAAAGUGAUGCAGAUCCUGAUGCUGUACGUGAAGUUUAUGAACGAGCCAUUGCCAAUGUUCCUCCAAUUCAAGAAAAGAGGCACUGGAAGAGGUAUAUCUAUCUGUGGAUCAAUUAUGCACUGUAUGAAGAGCUAGAGGCAAAGGUACAACUCCUGAAUUUCUUUGAUUUUCUGAGUAACAAAAUGUGACUUGUGUUUACCUAUGGAAUUAUUUUAAAUAAAUUAUUAAUUUUUGUGUGUGUGUAUGUGUAUAUAUGUAUAUGUAUAAAUAAUGACUCAUUCAAGUGGGCAAAAUCCAUUUGCUGCCCUUCAAUUUAUUCUGCCUGUCAAUUAAAAAACAGUAACUAUCAGAACAACAUAAACAGUAGAACAGUGAUUAAAAGCAGCAUUUAAAAACUAAAACAGAGAUAAAAAUACGCAUCAUUUAUUUAAAAGCCUUGGAAGUAAAAAGGCUUCGACCCAGUGCCCAGAAGGAUAACAGCAUGGGCACCAUGUGAGCCUCUCUGGGAAAAGCGUUCCACUGCCAUGGUGCAAGAGGGGAAAGGAGCACCUAUCGUUACUUUCACCCUCUGGUUACUUCCAGAGGUUCUGUUAAACAAUCUCAAUGCAUAGGCAGUUUGGUGUACAAGAAAAUGGUCCCUGAGAAAAGGGGGCCCCAGGUUGUAUAGGGCUUUAAAGGAGUCUGAAUUGUGCUCCGAAAUGGAGCAGAAAACACUGAAACACUUCAAGCCACUGGUGUGAUAUGUGCCCAAUAUCUAGUUGUAACUAGUAGUAUAGCAGCUAUAUUUUGAACCCCCUAGAGUUCAAAAAGGGAGAAUGAGGAGAACUGGGGACAGGAAGAGAAGGCGAAGAGGGGGGAAAGCUGAUGGUGGAGAGCUGUAAGCAGGUCUAGGUUUCUAGAGUAGGAGUACAGGUUUAAGUAGUAUAACUAACAGAGGCAACAAGAUAGACAAUUUUCCUAAGGGGCAUUCUGAAUAUAAUUGCUUAGAAGCAUUUGUUCUGAAUAUGUGACAUAGAAUGUGUUCUUUCUCAGGAUCCAGAGCGGACAAGACAAGUGUAUCAAGCUUGUGUUGAACUCAUUCCUCAUAAAAAGGUACUACAUUCUGUUGUAUGCCUGGGGUUCGUACAUAAGGGUGUACGUGUGUGAGUGGAGGUCAUUUUUCACCUCAGUUCUAAGUUCAAGAGUCCCCCUGUCUAGAAAUAUUGGCCCUGUUUUAGCUAUGGUUCACUGAAGCAAUAAAAGCUGGUUGCAGUUGAUUUCUCCCAUAGUCUAAACCUGUUCACAUCCUCUCAGAAACAAGUUACGCUUUGCCCCAUGGGACUUGCAGGAAGCUAAGUGAACAUAGGCUUGCCAGAGACAAAAAAGACAGCUACACAAUGACGUGAGUUCUCUGGGAAAACUUGAAUUGGAAAAUUGCCUAUGCAAAUUAGAACAUUUUCUGAUGUCCCUAGAGAGUGAUAUUAUAUGGCAAUGUAUUUACUUCUGUUUAUUAAACUAAUUAAGAAUUUUGAAACUGUCAAGCUUUUCUAAUAUUUAUUUGCAACUGGCAUUCAUUAAUUGUUACUCUUGAACUUAUGAAACAAAAUAUUCAAUGGAAAAGAAAGCACUGGACACUCUCCAUGUGUUUCAAAAAAACUCUUUAUCAGGGAAAAUGCUUUGUGCUUGUUAAUAACCAUUCUUUGGGACAAGUUUUCUGCUUUGGCAUAUUUAAGAAGACUUUAUUUUAGUUGAAUUGGAGGCAUUGCUCUCAGAGAAUCUAUAUUAUUUCUCUUUUCAGUUUACAUUUGCCAAAAUAUGGCUGUUGUAUGCUCAAUUUGAAAUAAGACAGAAGAAUCUCCAGUUUGCCAGGCGAGCAUUGGUAAGGAAAAUAAAGUGAUUGUCCAAGUUAAUUCCUUUGUGAUACAAUGAGGGUGAUCAGCUGAUCUGUCAUGAUUUGUCAUGAUUUUUUAAAGAAAAAAGUUUACUGAUUUGUAUUUGCAUAUUGAACAACAGUUACAGCUAACAAAACUUGCUAUCUGGUUUCAUAUAAAAGCAACAGUAUUACUCCAGCUCUGUAAUUCUAUAAUUAUGGGGCUAUACAAUUACUGAAAGUAUCUGAUUCAAAUGGUUAGUCAGUACAGCUAAAGAUCCUUCCAUAUUUUAUCAAGGGGCAGUUUUUGAAUUUUGUUGUUAGCUGUUGAAGUGAGGGUUAAGUGUAACACUGCAUUUCCCAAUGCCAUAGAUAACCUUCUACCAGUGAUCAUUUGCAUUUGUCCCCAGGGAUGAACCAAUCUACCCAGUGGGGUUUCUAAGCUGAAUUGGAAGGGGAGGGUCAGGCCACUUCCUUCCCGACAAAUUGAUUUAGCCUAUAGAAAUGCUUCAUCCCUAGUUUGCUUCUUUAACCAAGUUCUGGUAAGGAAAAGGAACCCCCUGGACCUGAUCAACACUAUGGGCACCACAGGGUAAUUGACUUUCAUUUAAGGAAGUGUCUUUAUACCACCAUUAGCCAUUGGACCACUUGAUUCUCUGAGGUGCCAGAAGUUUUGUCUCUUCCUCCUGCACAUGUUUACUGGUGGGUCUGACCUUCUUUUGUAAUGUAUAUUGAACAGGCCCAAAAUAUAACAUUCUAACCAUGAUAGCUGUAGUUGUCAGGGCAUGUCAAAACUGGGAGUGAGAAUCAGACCUUAGAAGCCCACUCACUGUACUUUUGGGUGUGCCUCAAAAAAGCAUGUUUGAAUCUUGUGCUCUUUCUCUAACAGGCUUUGGGCAAUUUGUGACUCUACUCUUUACAGGGAACAUCCAUAGGUAAAUGUCCAAAGAACAAACUGUUUAAAGGCUACAUUGAACUGGAGUUGCAGCUACGAGAGUUUGAUCGUUGCCGGAAACUGUAUGAGAAAUUUCUAGAGUUUGCCCCUGAAAACUGCACAUCAUGGAUCAAGUUUGCAGAGUUAGAAACCAUUCUUGGUGAUGUCGAUAGGGCCAGAGCUAUAUAUGAGUUGGCUAUUGGCCAGCCACGAUUAGACAUGCCAGAGGUAAGAGGGGUGCUGGAGUUUGCCGUGCUCUGCAACAUACUUUUCUCUGGAGGGAAUAUACUAUAACUCGGCUAAUAUGGGAGUAAUAAACAGAUUUGGAUUUUGAAUACAAAGUGCAAUGGUCUGCUGCAGCUGAUUGCCCAGACAACCUAUUUAUGUGGGAAUGUUCACUUUGCUGUACCUUAAUAACUGGCCUGUCUGCUUUCCGACUAGGUUCUUUGGAAAUCUUACAUAGACUUUGAAAUUGAACAAGAGGAAUAUGAGAACACAAGAAAUCUUUAUCGGCGAUUGCUUCAGAGAACGCAGCAUGUCAAGGUAUGUACUUGGUUAGGCAGAACUAGAUUCCACUGUAGUUCAUCGGUACAAAAGGCUGUGUGCAGUUUUUUUGAAGCUUAAGUAAGCCCACUGGAGAAGUCAGCAAGCUUGUAAUUUAGGCUACCUUGAUAGAACUGUUAAUUUAAUUCUGGUUUGCUUAGAAAAUGAAUGAGUUUAUUUCGAUGGGGUUGCCUUUAAAAUUGCUACAGAAUUUUAAGGCCUGGGGCAAAAUAGGCGAGGAGAACUUGCCGAGCUCUUAAGCAGCAUUCAGCAUGGCCCACAUCAUACCCAAACUGAUCCAUCUCUCAGGACUUUGGAACCAAUAGAGCAAGGAAGCCAACUUACUACUACAUACAGUGGUACCUUGGGUCAAGAACUUAAUUCGUUCUGGUGGUCUGUUCUUAACCUGAAACUGUUUUUAACCUGAAGCGCCACUUUAGCUAAUGGGGUCUCCCGCUGCCGCUGUGCUGCCGCUGCCCAAUUUCUGUUCUCAUCCUGAAGCAAAGUUCUUAAUCCGAGGUACUAUUUCUGGGUUAGCGGAGUCUGUAACCUGAAGCGUAUGUAACCCGAGGUACCACUGUGUUGAAAAGCAAAUCAUGUGGUGCCUUGGUUUAAGAACAGCCCUGUUUACGAACUAUUUGGUAUACGAACUUCGCAAAACUGGAAGUAGUGUUCCGGUUAGCAAACUUUACCUUGGUCUAAGAACGGAAUCCAAAUGGUGGAAGCGCACCAGCGGCAGAAGGUCUCAUUAGGGAAAGCACGCCUCGGUUUAAGAACGGUUUCGGUUUAAGAAUGGACUUCCGGAACGGAUUCAGUUCAUAAACUGAGGUACCACUGUUAGAUGUUGCCAACAGUGUAGGGACAGCUUGCAUUUUUUCCAGGUGGAGUGAUGGUCCAAUAAACAGUCUGCCUUUCCUGUCUUUGGCCACAAGGUGGAGCUACAACCUGUCAUAUCCAUGACAUUUGUCAUGCGGAGUUUAGUGAGGGGAAAUUCAGCCAUCCAUCAUUUUAAGUUUUAAUGCCUCUGGUAUAGGGAGUGACUAAAUUAGAGACCUGCUCCAUAAUCCACAUCUUCAUACCUUUGUCCAGACACCACUCACAAUCACCUCUGAAGCUACUGGGCAAUACAGUCUUUGUUUAGCAGAUCCCAUAUAUGUCUUGUUCCUCCAUUCAAAAUGUAUGACAAUUCUUCUGUUCAGAUGGUACUUUCUCUCCCUCACCUUUCCUUACCCAGUUUUUUAAAAACUGUUAUUUUUGUGUGUGCUUUUGAGAGCAAUCUGAUUUCUAAGUCAUACACUUAGAAAUAAAAUAAAAUAAUUUAAUUCAAUGCUCCAUUUUAAUAAGAACAAUAAAAAAUCCAAAGCACCUUUUCUCACAUCUAUAAUAUAUUCAUUGCUAUGAGCGCUGCAUGCAACAUAUACAGCUCCAGAGCAGAGCACUUGAUAUGCAUUAUAUAACAAUGGAUUCGUGUUAAACCCUUUGGCAGCCUGUUUUCCUGUGUAAAGAUUUGCCAUAUACCCUAAUAUGGACUUAUUUGGUUUUGCUGUAGGUGUGGAUCAGUUUUGCUCAGUUUGAACUCUCAGCAGGGAAAGAUGACAGCUUACCACGGUGUCGGCAAGUAUAUGAAGAGGCUAAUAAAACAAUGAGAAAUUGUGAGGAAAAAGAGGAGAGGCUUAUGCUUCUGGAAUCCUGGAGAAACUUUGAAGAGGAAUUUGGAACCGAAUCCAGCAAAGAGAGGGUAGACAAACUCAUGCCAGAGAAAGUCAAGAAGAGGAGGAAACUUCAAGCUGAAGAUGGGGUAAGAGCACAAGCUGGAGACCUGGCUUUGCAUGCUUGGUGGUGGCUUUUCAAGAAACAAUUUAUACACCAGCAGAAUCAAGUGAAGGUUUGUGUGAGCUAUACUAGUGUGGGCUGUGUGGAGUGUUUGUGCGCACACACAAUUCAUUGAUUUACUGUUCAAUUUUGUUCAUAAGUUCUGUUGUUCAGUAGGACUUGCUAUCAGGUACACAUGUAUAGCAGCCAUAAUUUGUGUACUGCUUCAUAGCAGUGCUUUUGAAGUGGUAUGCAAUAAAAAUUAAAAACCACUCAAACCAAAACCUAAGUAUUCACACAAGUAAUAAUAUAAAAGUUUCCUAAAACACAUGGCAGGUGGAGCCUGGCACUAGUUUUCUAUGGGCAGCUUUUUCUGGAAAGAGGGGCAUUCAAAGAUUCAGCCUCUUAAUCCGCAGCAUGAAGUGCUAUUAUGCUGCUAUUUUAAACUGUCUAUGAAACAUCAACUAUUGCAUGGAAACACUAGUGAGAGCAGGAAAAUUUAUGUCUGAUAAAGAAGCAAGCAGGCACAAUGUUUCGGGUGUCUAAUUAUGUUAACUUUUCUCCUUCUAGUCUGAUGCUGGCUGGGAAGAAUACUAUGAUUACAUCUUCCCAGAAGAUGCUGCCAAUCAGCCCAACCUCAAACUGCUUGCAAUGGCUAAGCUCUGGAAGAAGCAGCAACAAGAUGAUGAUCCAGAGAGAGAUCCAGACAAGGAUGUGGAUGAAAGCAGUCCCUAAUACCACACUUGCUUUCCCUGUUCGAUUUUGUACAGAACUUUUGCCAAUGAAUACAAUAAAUAUUUCCAAAAAAUAUCACUGG
Molecule: messenger RNA, 12958 nt
Organism: Podarcis lilfordi (Lilford's wall lizard)
Lineage: Eukaryota; Metazoa; Chordata; Lepidosauria; Squamata; Lacertidae
Source: the annotation of a GenBank genome assembly